Salvelinus namaycush (lake trout) is the source of this 1590-nucleotide messenger RNA. Its product is annotated as A disintegrin and metalloproteinase with thrombospondin motifs 3-like. The transcript has 11 exons. Gene Ontology annotation, cellular component: extracellular matrix. Gene Ontology annotation, molecular function: metalloendopeptidase activity. The record is from RefSeq and is a predicted model, not a curated record. The annotation marks the transcript as partial. Gene Ontology annotation, biological process: extracellular matrix organization; proteolysis. Lineage: Eukaryota; Metazoa; Chordata; Actinopteri; Salmoniformes; Salmonidae.
GCUGGUAUGAUCCGGACAGACUCAGAUGAGUACUUCAUUGAGCCGUUGGAGAGAGGGACUCAGGAACAUGAGGACCAGGGCAGAGUCCAUGUUGUCUACAGGAGAUCUGCUGUUCUACAGGCCCCCUCUGACAUCUCACUGGACUACCAACUGGAAGAACCAGAAAUAGAGCUGUCCCUGCCAGGUGUUCCGGGGGUUCUAGACCAGUUGUCCCUGCCAGGUGUUCCGGGGGUUCUAGACCAGGUGUCCCGGCAGGUGAACCAGGCGGUGAGGAGGCGCCGCCACGCCGGAGAUGACGACUACAACAUUGAAGUUCUCCUGGGUGUCGACUACUCUGUGGUGCGUUUCCACGGCAAGGAGCAUGUGCAGAACUACCUGCUGACCCUCAUGAACAUUGUGAAUGAGAUCUACCACGAUGAGUCUCUAGGAGUCCAUAUUAAUGUGGUGUUGGUGAGGAUGAUCAUGCUGGGCUAUGCUAAGUCCAUCAGCCUGAUAGAACGAGGGAACCCGUCCAGGAGUCUGGAGAACGUGUGUCGCUGGGCGUUCGUUCAGCAGAAGGCAGACCAUAACCACUCUGAGCACCAUGAUCACGCCAUCUUCCUGACCAGACAGGGCUUUGGACCCACAGGCAUGCAGGGCUACGCCCCCGUAACAGGCAUGUGCCACACAGUCCGGAGCUGCACGCUGAACCAUGAGGAUGGAUUCUCCUCUGCCUUCGUUGUCGCCCACGAGACCGGACAUGUGCUGGGUAUGGAGCAUGAUGGUCAGGGGAAUCGUUGUGGAGACGAGACAGCCAUGGGGAGUGUGAUGGCUCCACUGGUUCAAGCUGCCUUCCACCGAUACCACUGGUCCAUGUGUAGUGGACAGGAGCUCAAGAGAUAUAUACAUUCGUACGACUGUCUCCUGGACGACCCGUUCAAACACGACUGGCCCCAGCUGCCGGAGCUGCCAGGAAUCAACUACUCCAUGGAUGAACAGUGUCGCUUCGACUUCGGAGUCGGAUACAAAAUCUGCACAUCAUUUCGCACAUUUGACCCAUGUAAGCAGCUGUGGUGCAGUCACCCUGACAACCCAUACUUCUGCAAGACCAAAAAAGGCCCUCCUCUGGACGGGACUGAGUGUGCUCCUGGGAAGUGGUGCUAUAAAGGUCACUGCAUGUGGAAGAAUGUCAACCAGGUGACGCAGGAUGGCUCCUGGAGCUCCUGGACGAAAUAUGGGUCCUGUUCCCGCUCCUGUGGGACCGGGGUUCGCUUCAGAACUCGCCAGUGCAACAACCCAGUCCCCUCUAACGGCGGUGGGGACUGUCCCGGGGUGAAUUAUGAGUACCAGCUGUGUAACACCGAGGACUGCCCCAAACACUUUGAGGACUUCAGGGCCCAGCAGUGCCAGCUACGCAACUCCCACUUUGAGUUCCACAACACCAAACACCACUGGCUGCCCUAUGAGCACCCUGACUCCAAUAAGAGGUGCCACCUGUACUGCCAGUCGAAGGAGACUGCUGACGUGGCAUACAUGAAGCAGCUGGUGCAUGAUGGGACACGCUGCUCCUACAAAGACCCCUACAGCAUCUGUGUCAGAGGAGAGUGUGUG